AUGGCGAUUUCUCCUGUAACGAUUAUCAAGAGAGAAGACUAUAGUAACAUGAAGGAAGUUAUGACAACAUGUGGUAGUCUUUCUACUAGCAGUCGCUUUGAAGUACGUUUGUGGGAGAAGCUAUACCCGCACGGAGACGUUUAUAGUCCACGCACAGGUCACACAGUCACUAGCCAAAAUGACAGAGUGUAUGUCUUUGGUGGCACAGAUCGUAGACGUCGACAACAGGAUUUGUAUCAAUUGGACUUGGAAUCAGGCACAUGGUCACAAGUACAGACACGUGGGACACUUCCACCAAGACGUUCUGGAGCACUUGGUGUUGUUCAUGAGAGCGACAUGUUCAUUUUUGGUGGAUAUGACGGCCGUGAUGGCAACUACUUUAAUGACCUGUAUUACUUUAAUUUUAAUGACCAGCGAUGGAGUCAGAUGCCUAGCGUACUAGAGGAGCGACCAGAAGCCCGCACCGAUCACAUUAUGGUGCUGCAUUCGUCUACUAUCUAUAUUUUUGGUGGGUAUAAUGGCUCGAGUCGCUUUAACGACUUGUGUGGGUAUGACAUUCAAGCUCAAUGUUGGACCCAACUGGAGGCAUCUGGCGCUGUUCCAUCCAGACGAUUCGGACACAGUGGUGUUGUCCAUACUGAGACUAAUCGACUGAUUAUUUUUGGAGGAUGGGAUGGACGUGACACACUUAAUGAUCUGUACGAGUAUAACUUUGUUUUAAACCAGUGGAGACAACUUGAGUCGCACGGUGUUAGCCCGCCUCACCGAUACCGCCAUACAGCUGUGAUAUUUGGAGACAAUAUGUUUGUCUUUGGCGGAGUUGAUAAGACACACAGUCGUUUUAAUGACUUGCAGCGUCUUGACUUAUUGACUAACACGUGGAGCGAAGUUUGUACAACUGGAAGCGUUCCGAGUAGCCGCACUUUUCACCGAGCAGUGGUCGUGGGCAGUAAAAUGUACGUGUUAGGCGGAUACGAUGGAACUGACCGAUUGCAGGAUUUGUACUCGAUCGAUAUUGGAGCUCUUACACCACCAUCGCUGCUGGAAAUCUGUGCUGACUACGUUCGAGCGAAUUUGGAUACGGUGCUCGAGACAACGACAUUCAAGGGCGUUCCACAAGAUCUCAUUGAUCAUGUAGUAUUCAAGCGCGAUCUGGAUGGGCGACUUCUGGGGAAGUGCAAACUCUGUCGACCAGGCAGAUGCUGUGUUUACCGAAUGCAGAAGAUGGAGCCGUGCCCGCAGGAAGACCAUGAGCUUUCGCAAGCAAAUUUAUGCGGCUGUGCAUGUGGUCACUCGACAAUCCACCAUGAAGUGAUAGAGGAAUCAACUCUCUAUGGCAAAAAGCCAAUUGGAUUGACAUCAACAAAAGUGCUGAUGCUCUGCGGUUCCAUCUACAAGCGUCUCUUCGACUCAACGGCAUCUACGUCGUCGGCCUCAUCACUUCUAUCAACUCCGUAUAGUCACUACUCCGAUGACAGCUCGAAUAAAGAGAAAGAAUGCCUAGCAUAG
Molecule: messenger RNA, 1509 nt
Organism: Peronospora belbahrii
Lineage: Eukaryota; Oomycota; Peronosporomycetes; Peronosporales; Peronosporaceae
Source: the annotation of a GenBank genome assembly